Messenger RNA from Anopheles coustani, 6007 nucleotides. RefSeq names its product interaptin-like. The transcript is spliced from 8 exons. The record is from RefSeq and is a predicted model, not a curated record. The coding region runs from base 47 to 5425 and encodes 1792 amino acids. NCBI's taxonomy places the organism in Eukaryota, Metazoa, Arthropoda, Insecta, Diptera, Culicidae.
UCCCAUAGUUUGUAAAGCAGAUCACGAAAAGAAUAAUAGCUACACAAUGGCAGAAACGCAACAUACAAACCAGACCAAUGACGAUUGGCGUCGCGUUGUUUUAGAAUGGGUGAAAUGUUCUAACCUUCACAGCACAGGCGAUACAGUUCGACUGGGUUCGGUUUUCGAAGCCUUCAGAAAGAAGAUCGUUGAAACGAAUCAGCUUCGGGAGACUAAUAUCAUCGAGUUUCUACGCGUCAACUUCCCACAUUUCGAGCUCAAACUCAACGAAUUCAACGAGAUUCCGGAUUGUGACAACGUUUAUGUUUUUUCUCUGAUGCUGUACUUCUCGUGUGUCCGCUUGCCGAUUGAAUACUUCCACAACGUUUGCAAAACUUUCAGCGACGCCUACCAACGCAGUGUGAAAAUGUUUCUGGACUCUUUUCUGGUCGAUUUCAACCAUAAAAUACAAAUCGAUCGAUGCUUCCUGAAUACAGCAUUCUCCAACGCCACCAACUCGACGCGUAACAAACUUGAGCAGCAUUCGGAAUCAAAAAUAGCGAGUUCUAGUGGUGCCCAAAUCUUCAGCAGCACUCCUGCGAAUAAGUUAGAGAAUAAAAUACCGUCCCCACAGACACCUAAAAACAUCUCACUAGAAUGGAAGCUGAAGAAUCUAACAAAUCUUCUGGAUUCUGCCCGGUCAGAAAAUGGGACUCUUGAAAAGCAAAACGAACAGCUCGUGCAGAGAAUCCAGAAGCUGAACGAAGAUAAACAAAGAUUAUUGAUGAAGAUAAAAAUAAUGCAGCUUACGGAACAACAGUGCGAAACGCAUAGCUGCUCGAACGAGCGAGUGGAUGCCAAUGAUCGUCAACAUGAACUAUGCCGUAAAAAGCUAGAGAAAAAUAAUGAAUUAAUCGAAUUGCUCCAGGAUGAAAUAAACAAGGCAAAGGAAAACGCCUGUAUGGAAUUGGAACAACUUUCGGCGGUGAAAACAAACAACAUGCAGCUGAAGCGAGACAUCCAGUGUCUUGAAAGCACGAUAGCAUCGUUGAAUAAGGAGCUGUCUAGGCAGGGUGAAAUCAACGAAAGUCAGGCGGAGGUGAUCAACGACUUGCGCCGGUUCAUUCGCGAAUCCCGGUUGGCUUGUUCGGAACGCUUAGCUGAACCAUUGGAAAGUUCAUUUGAAUAUUUCGAUAACUUCAGCGAACGCUCUUUAUUGGAUGAAAACCGCUGCUUAGAACCGGAAAAUCUUGCCUCCACAGUAGUAGAGGUCAAGCUGAGGGAGCAGGAGAUAGAGAACGAAAAACUAAUGAAACAGAUUGAAAAACACAUGAUGGAGAUAAAACAGCACAAAGAGAAUACAAAUCUCGUGAUCGCUGACAACAAAUCAAAGCUACUCGAGCUGCAGCGGGACAAAGCGGAAAUUAAUGUUAAGCUUGCAGAACUGCAGAAAACGUUUUCGGAAACUGUCGAGAGCAAGAAACAACUGGGGGAAUUUUUAGAAAAGCUGCAAGUAGAUCACAAGAGCGUCCAAACUGAGCUGAAUACUAAGGUUUCAGAGCUGCAGAAAUCGUUGGUGGAAUCUAUCGAGAGCAAGAAGCAACUGGAGCAAAUUCUAGAAAAGAUGCAGGCAGAUCACACGCGUUUGCAAACGGAGAUGAAUGCUAAUGUCGCAGGACUGCAGAAAUCGUUGGUUGAAAAGGAUGAAACCGUCAAACAGGUGGAAAAGAAACUGGAAGAUUACAAAUGCGUGCAAAAGGAAAUGAAUACUAAUGUUGCAGAACUGCAGAAAUCGUUGGCGGAAACGGUUGAGAGCAAAAUACAGCUGGAAAAAGCUUUGGAGAAGCAGGAGGCAGUUCGUAAGCGCGUCCAAACAGAGAUGGACGCUAAGGUUGCAGAACUGCAGAAAACGUUGGCGGACACGGUUGAGAGCAAGAAGCUGCUAGAAAAAGCUCUGGAUGAUCAGCAACAAAGUCAUGAGCUCGUGCAAACGGAGUUGAAUGCUAAUGUUGCAGAGCUGCAGAAAUCGUUGGCGGAAACAGUUGAGGGCAAGAAGCUGCUGGAACAAGCUCUUUAUGAUCAGCAACAAAGUCAUGAGCUCGUGCAAACGGAGUUGAAUGCUAAUGUUGCAGAACUGCAGAAAUCGUUGGCGGAAACAGUUGAGGGCAAGAAGCUGCUGGAACAAGCUCUGGAUGAUCAGCAACAAAACCAUGAGCGCGUGCAAACGGAGAUGAAUACUAAAGCUGCAGAACUUCAGCGCGUCCAAACCGAGAUGGAUGCUAAGGUUGCCGAACUGCAGAAAACAUUGGCGGAAACGGUUGAGGGCAAGAAGCUGCUAGAACAAGCUCUGGAGAAGCAGCAGGAAGUUCGUAAGCGCGUCCAAACCGAGAUGGACGCUAAGGUUGCAGAACUGCAGAUAACGUUGGCGGAAACGGUUGAGAGCAAAAAACAGCUGGAACAAGCUCUGGACAUCCAACAACAAGAUCACAAGCGCGUUCAAGCUGAGUUGGAUACUAAGGUUUCAGAGCUGCAGAAAUCGUUGUUGGAAUCUAUCGAGAGCAAGAAGCAACUGAAACAAGCUCUGGAUGAUCAGCAACAAAAUCACGAGCGCGUGCAAACGGAGCUGAAUGCUAAUGUUGCAGGACUGCAGAAAUCGUUGGCGGAAAAGGAUGAAACCGUCAAACAGGUGGAAAAGAAACUGGAAGAUUACAAAUGCGUGCAAACGGAGAUGAAUACUAAAGCUGCAGAACUUCAGAAAUCGUUGGCGAAAACGGUUGAGAGCAAGAAACAGCUGGAACAAGCUCUGGAGAAGCAGGAGGAAGUUCGUAAGCGCGUUCAAACCGAGAUGGACGCUAAGGUUGCAGAACUGCAGAAAUCGUUGGCGGACACGGUUGAGAGCAAGAAGCUGCUAGAAAAAGCUCUGGAUGAUCAGCAACAAAGUCAUGAGCUCGUGCAAACGGAGUUGAAUGCUAAUGUUGCAGAGCUGCAGAAAUCGUUGGCGGAAACAGUUGAGGGCAAGAAGCUGCUGGAACAAGCUCUUUAUGAUCAGCAACAAAACCAUGAGCGCGUGCAAACGGAGAUGAAUACUAAAGCUGCAGAACUUCAGAAAUCGUUGGCGGAAACGGUUGAGAGCAAAAUACAGCUGGAAAAAGCUUUGGAGAAGCAGGAGGAAGUUCGUAAGUGCGUCCAAACUGAGAUGGAUGCUAAGGUUGCAGAACUACAGAUAACGUUGGCGGAAACGGUUGAGGGCAAGAAGCUGCUAGAACAAGCUCUGGAUGAUCAGCAACAAAAUCACGAGCGCGUGCAAACGGAGUUGAAUGCUAAUGUUGCAGAACUGCAAAAAUCGUUGGUUGAAAAGGAUGAAAACAUCAAACAGGUGGAAAAGAAACUGGAAGAUUACAAAUGCGUGCAAACGGAGAUGAAUACUAAAGUUGCAGAACUUCAGAAAUCGUUGGCGGAAACGGUUGAGACCAAGAAACAGCUGGAACAAGCUUUGGACAACCAGCAACAAGAUCACAAGCGCGUCCAAACUGAGCUGAAUACUAAGGUUUCAGAGCUGCAGAAAUCGUUGGCGGAAUCUAUCGAGAGCAAGAAGCAACUGGAGCAAAUUCUAGAAAAGAUGCAAGCAGAUCACAAGCGUGUGCAAACGGAGCUGAAUGCUAAUGUUUCAGAGCUGCAGAAAUCAUUGUUGGAAUCUAUCGAGAGCAAGAAGCAACUGGAACAAGUUCUGGAUGAUCAACAACAAAAUCACGAGCGCGUGCAAACGGACUUGAAUGCUAAUGUUGCAGAACUGCAGAAAUCGUUGGUGGAAAAGGAUGAAACCAUCAAACAGGUGGAAAAGAAACUGGAAGAUUACAAAUGCGUGCAAACGGAGUUGAAUACUAAAGUUGCAGAACUGCAGAAAUCGUUGGCGGAAACGGUUGUGAGCAAGAAACAGUUAGAGCAAGCUCUGGAGAAACAACAAGAAGCUGGCCAGUGCGACCAAGACAAGAUGCUGAAGUGCUUGGAGGAUGCGGAAGCUGCGAAGCAGCAGUUAACGGACACACUUGAACAUCAAUAUGGUAUCGUUAGCAGCCUUACUGCUCAGUUGCAAAACCUGUAUAAAGAACACGGUGAAGUGUGCAACAAGCGCGACGAGCUGUACGAAAAAUCGGAAGAACUUUCCACCCAGCUUGAAAUGAUGAAGAACAAGGCGGACAAUUCAGAGUCGCAGUGCGUCAAACUGCUGAAGCAAGUUUCGGCACAGAAUGAAGCGAUAGUGUCGCUCAACGAGGACCUUAAAAAGAAGGGCGCCAUUGAGCAGGAAAAGGACGCGCAGCUGCGGCAGCUCCAUCAAACACUCGAGGAGAAGCAGCAGAAAUCGUGCAAGGACUGUGAAAUUCUUGCCGGCAAGCUAUACCUGGCUCGAACGCAGUUGGAGGAGAGUCGCGUAGCUCGGGAGAAGGAAGUGUCCGCCGCGCUGGAGAAGCUGGACAAUGUGAGGAAGAGUUACGAGGAGAAGAUCCGCGAAGCGCGAAUCGUAGUCGAGGACAAGAUGGAACGAAUGAAAGAGCACAUGAAGAAUAUCCACAAGGAGAAAUUAGUGAGGCUGGAACGUGAACGACAGGAGCUGCUCGUUUCGCUGGAGCAAAGCUACAAGCAGCGGAUGGAAAACCUGGAAUUCCGUUGCGCAACGCUGCAGAAGCAGGUGGCGGAGAUGAACGAACGUGACCUGCAGAACCGGAAGGAAAAUCAGCUGCUCCAGACGAAGCUGAAAACGAUGGAGGAGACUCGGAGCGAGCGGAAGUCCCAGCUGUUGCCACCGCCGACCAACGUCAGGCUGCGAUGUAAUCUCAAGAUGGAGGAUGAGGAGGGUGAGUUGUUCAACAACAUGUACCUGGCGGAUCUGCAAAACGGCCGUUGCACUUCGCCGACGUCGAGCGACGGCGGGUUUGGUGGGAUGAACCGCAGAUCGGAGCUGAUGCGUCGCAACUCGAUGCGGCUGCCGCACCUGCGCACGACCUACACCGCACUCGAGCCCGAAUUCGAUCUGCCUGCGGACGAUACUCGCGAAAACGUUUCAUCCGCGUUCGACGACAGCUCCACCGGGCUGAUCACGCGCCGCAAGGUCACCGGCAUCACCUCGUACAAGCGGCCCGGGCCGCCGACACCGAGCAAAAAGGCUGGCCGGCUUUCACUGGGCGGCGUGCUGCCCGGUGCAAACCUCGAGAUCCAGUACAAGGAGGCCCUGCAGGAUGCGAACGUGAAUGCUGGUGCGGCGGAAGAUGCAAGCGGCUCGCGGGGGGCCCUAGCCUCCAGCGAUCAAGGCCGUACUGGGCGCACCAAGACGCCCGGCAAGUUUAAGCAGAUGCUCAGCUCAUCGAGUUUGCUUAGCAACUUCCAGCGAGACGAGAACACCUCACCGGGGCGACGGGUCAGCUGGUUUAGCAAGAGUAAAAAACCCUAGAGUGGCAGAGGCUGGGGGCAGGGGGGGCUGACGUGAGAGUCCCUUCCCCCCACGCUCGUCGUUUCGGCAAACUCUACCGCGUUCGGCAAUGGUGCAAUCCUCCACCGGAAUCAAAACCCCCUUUCCCUUUUUCUUGAUAUAGCUAGAAAGAAGAACACACCGGUGUUUGCUUAAGUUUCAUUUAUUAACUUUAGUCAAAGUCGCCUAAAAUAAGAGUAAUAAUAAGAAAAAAAAGUAUUAUCCAAAUGAGAAAUUCUUUCAACGGUUAAAAAGAAUACACGCACACGCGUUGUGCGCCGUUCCGGAAAAGCGAAGGAAACUCACGGAAUUGUCAACCGUGCGUUAGUUUAAAAUACUUUUAAAAUUGUAAUUUAUAAUUAUUAUUUCAUAAUUCAUUCCACUCCUCCUUCCAUAAACAUUUAUAUUUUCUUAAUGCAUUUCAUGCAUGCCUGACGGAGAGGAAAAAUGAUACAGUGAAUUUCAACAGCUUUCCUACCUUAAACGAAACCGGUACACAACGAUGACGGAUUAAAACGAUGGUGUUUCAAACUAUACAUUGCAUUGUUUUUUGUUGUUGUUUUU